AAGCGGUGGCGCUGCGCGAGGCGCCCGCGAGCUCCAGGGCUCCGCGUCCGCGCAUACACAGAAACGCGCGUGUGGGGAUGCUGUAGACGGAACACGUGCCGGAGCGGCACGGAGGCGCGCGCGACUACAACUUUUAAAUCACGCUGCUGUUUGUUUUUCUUUUCUUUUCUUCUUGAAUUCUGGAACAUCAAAGUGUCCUAAAAAGGAAAAGCAAUGACGACGGCCACGGCGCGCGCUUCUCCAUCACCUCUGCUCAACGGGACCGGCCACCACGCGGCGGACGCGGAGGAUUCCGCCGAGGCCGGGUGGCGCGCGCUGCUGCUCUUCGGCGCGUCGGUGGCGGUGGGCGCCGUGGUGUGCGCGGGCGGCAUCUUCUCGCUGGCGUCCGUGCCGCGCAUGCGCGCGCGCUCGCCGCUGUGCCUCAUCGUGGCCUGCCUGUCCGUGGACGACCUGAUCGGCGUUGUGCCGCUCGCGCUCGCCGCGGUGCUGCAGUGGAGGCGCGAGGGCCACGGCGAGGACGGCGACGAUGACGCGGCCGUGUGCACGUGGGCGGGACUCUUAUACGUCUUCCACGGGCUCGCGAGCAACAUGAAGGCGUGCCUCAUCGCCGCCUACACGCUCUACGCGAGCAGACGGAGAAGAGGAGCGCGAGGAGCGCGAGCAGGUGCAAGAGGAGGCGUGCCGUGCGCGCUCGCCGCCGUGUGGGCCGCCAGCCUGGCCGUGAGCGCGCUCCCGCUGGGCGGCUGGGGUCGCUUCUCGCGCGCCUCUCUGGGCUGCCUGCCGGCGCGCGACGGCUUCUACGCGCCGCUGCUCGUGGCCCUGUACGCGCUGUGCGCGUGCGGCUUGGCCGCGUUCUCGGCGCCGCUCACGCACCAGCUGCUGUGCUCGGCGGACGCACUCAGGCCGCUCUGCCGGUGGGAAGGAGGAGGGGGCGGGGCCGCGAGCGCCGAGGGGGCAGCGGCGCCCCUCUGCGAGGUCGCCUCCGCGUCGCGCGAGAGCCUGGAGAGGAGCUACGGCGAGCUGGGGUCCGGCGCGGCGGCCACGGAGUGCGGGGCGGAGGCGUGUCCAUGCUCCACGGGCCAGUUUGGCGGACAGGGAGUCCGGCACUGUCCGGUGGUCUUUGCGCAGAAACGCUUCUCCAUGAUCCUCGCCAUGGCACGGAUUGUUCUGUGGAUGCCAAUGAUGGCCCAGAUCCUGGUAAGCCACGCUGUCCAGAUGCACAGCUCGUUUCUGGAGACGCUUUGUUUUUUCCUGACCUUGCUCUCAGCAGCGGUCACCCCGGUGUUCGUCCUCUCGGAGCGCUGGAUUCACCUUCCUUGCGGCUGCUUCAUCAACUGCCGCCGAGGCUCCACAUCCACAUCUAUCUCUUCCACCUCUCACAAGAGGAGAUUCGAAUUCAACCUGUCCUUCCAGCAAGGCUAUGGCAUCUACAAGAUACCUCACGUCACAUCACCCUCUGUAGAGAAGCCCUCCUACAACAGCCUGUACAACUGCGACUUCUCUGAAAGCCGGAUUGCAGUGUUGGACAGUGGUCAGAUUGCCAACCUGGCCGCUCGUGAGCUGAGGAGUCCGGAGGAUGUGGAGGACUGCUCCCUCCACAGUGAGCUCCUGCUGGAUGCUGUGUCUGCCGAAUCCAGGAGGGAAGGCCUACCCCAGCUGAGUUCAGGAGAACGGGACGGCUUUGGAAGCAUCUCGGCUCCUGUCUCAGCCUGUGAUGGGGAGGACCUCAACCUGGACUCUUCCUCAGUGUUUGAUGGCCCUGAGAGGAGGUUGUCUCAUGAAGAGUGUCGCAAGAUCGAGUUGACGGACUGGGAGUGGUGCAGGAGCAAAUCAGAGAGGACACCGAGACAGAGAUCAGCUGGGGCAGGUGGAUUGGCCAUCCCCCUCUGCGCUUUCCAGGGCACUGUGUCACUCCAUGCGCCCACAGGCAAAACGCUAUCGCUUUCCACUUAUGAGGUCAGCAGUGAUGGCCUCAAGAUCUCCCCCAACAAUGCCAAAAAGGUGGAGGUGUACCGCUCCAAGUCUGUGGGCCAUGAGCCCAGUGCCGAAGAACCAAGCUCGGGUAGCAGUGGUGGGGGUGGAGCUCCGGCACCUGGGGGUGUGGCUGACACCAAUGUGAAGAUCCACCUGGAAGUCUUGGAGAUCUGUGACAAUGAGGAGGCCAUGGACAGUGUGUCAAUUGUGUCCAAUAUCAGCCAGUCAUCAGCCCAUGCCCGCUCCCCGUCGCUGCGUUACUCACGUCGCGAGAACCGCUUUGUGUCAUGUGACCUGGGCGAGACUGCCUCCUACUCACUGCUGAUCCCAACUAACCCAGAUGCCGACAGCAUCAACAUCCAUAUCCCUGACACAGUUGAGGCGCACAGGCAGAACAGCCGACGCCAGCGGCUGGAUGCUGGCGGUUACCGGGAGGAGAUCCAGCUCCUGAACGAGGUCUACAGAAGGCAAGGUGGAGACCUGGGUGACUGAGACCCCGGCCAGCCACUUUAUAUUAAGACUCUGUUAGUCUGGACUGAGAUGGACUUUGAACGUGCUCUGAAUUUGUUUUGAGGAAGAAGACUUGUUUGGGUACAGAUCAUGUCAGAACAUGCUUUGAAAGUAUUUAGGCAAGAAGGGAUGAAGGGGUUCAGUAGAAAGAAGUUGGGGAAUUUGGGAGAGACAAGCAGUCAAGGUUAAGUAAACUGGAAGGAAACAAGGAAGUCAGGAGAAUGAGAAUGACUUGUUGGAAUACAGUUCAUUUACAGUCUUAGCUAAGGUUCACUGGUCAUUUACCAACCAACCAAAUGAACAAGUAAAUUGGUAAACUACUAAAAAAAAAGGUUAAGCAAUAUGAGGGAGGUGGGGGCUCAACUGAAAAAUAAUGGGUGGGGGAGGUCAUAGGUUGUUAGUGACAAUACGUCAGUGGCAGCUACCAGAACGAGAUUCAGGUCCUUAGUAAGGACUACAGAAGACGGUGCUGAGACAUGAUUUUAUUGAUAUAUUUUAUUGAUAUCCUGUUCAGCCACUUUUAAGACUUGAGAUGAUUUUGAAGUUGCUUUGAAUUUGUUUUGGUGAAGAAGACUGGAUGGGAUGCAUUUCAUAUGAGGGCACUGACAGACUGACAAAUGCAGGUUAAACGUGGAAUUUUCCCCUAGUUGUGUAAAAAUUGUCCUGAGGAAAGAAUAAUUGUUCAGAAGUUAGGAUGAUAUCAGAGGGAAAACUAGUAAUUGUUCAAUACAAAUAAAUUAGAAUAGAUGGGAUGGAAAAGAUGCACGAGGUAGGGGAGGCAUAUCAUUAGCAGGAAGAUGCCAAAUGAAGGGACCCCAAGGGGAACAGGAUUUUAAUGAGCAGACAGUGUUAAAAUGGUAUAGGAGUAAGGAAUAAUAAUGCAACUGUAGCUCUGUAGAGAAGCAGGUGAACAGGAGAAUGAGACUUGUUAGGAUACCGUCUUCCUGAGGUAUAGUUCUGAGAGGUUUAUUGGUUAUUCAACCAAUCAAAUCCAACUAUAUAUGUUUGUUUUCUUCAAUUGGGUAAACUGGUUUGGAGGAAUUGUGGGGAGAACAAGGUGGAGAAUUUGGGUGACACGAAUGGCUAAGGUUAAAUAGACUGGAAGAGGGGAACAAAACCUACUUGUGACUAGGAGAAAAAGAAUGACUUGCUGGGAUCCAGUAACACUGAUGUAGGUAAAAUAUGGAAAUAAGGUUUUUGUAAGUGCCGUAAGUGCAUUAAAGCUGUCUUGAAGAAGGAAUGAUGGAGCUGAUUUUGAAGGGCAAAGUGCUAAAUUGUGAGACAAAAAAGUUGUGGAAUGCUAGGGAUGGAGGGGCCUCACUGAAAAACAUACCGGGUAGAUGGGAGGAAAUGAGGUCAUGGGUUGCUAGUGGCAGGAGAACCAGAACAUUUUAGGAUACAUUUUAUAUGAGGCUUGACAGAGGUUUGUCAUUUGACCAAAGGACAGGCCCAAACAAGGAGGGUCUCCCUAGUUGUAUGACCAGUCUUGAAGAAGGAAGGAAUAGUCAUAGAUUGAAUAACAUUAGAGGUAUAGUUGCUGAAGUGUUCAAGGCAUGUCAGGCAGGUGGAGACCUUACUAGAAAAGAAUGUUUUAGAGAAAGAAAUGAAGUCAUGGGUUGCUACUGUCAGACAAAGAACAACUUGUCAGGAUACGGUUUGUGUCAGAAGUCUGAUGGAGGUUUAUUGCUCAUUUGAAGUUGCUUUGAAGAAAGAAGUGGCAAUUAGUGAGCAAAGAGAAGAGUGUUUCUGAAGGUUCUUUCAACUCCCAAAGCAGUUUCACUGCUCUGCAGAGAUGACAAGUGAGCACUGGAUGGACAUGUUUUGCAUUUUGUUCAGCUAAAGUGAAGAGACCAGAGAGUCGACGGAGAGUCCUGGAAGGGCAGACAGGGUUGGAGAAUGUGAAGGUUUUCACUUUAAUUUUACUUCCAUCUCACAGCAGUCAGUUGUCCUUGAGCAUCUGAAUGGGCAGAAACAGUGACGGUUGAAGCCUCAGAAAGACUGACGUAUAAAGAAUGAAAAAGGGAAGAAAAUAGAGAAGCUUGCCACAGGGACAAACAAGACUGUGUCUGUGUGUAUUUAUGCGUGUGGGCGCGUGUGCAUUUGAGAGAGUGAAAAAGCAAGCAGAAAAAGUGAUUACUAUAAAUGCUUAUAAGUAUUCAAGCUCAGGCACGGGCCAUAUGGGGACCUGGAAUGCUAAAAACCGACUGCAGACAUCAAUCAGCCCGAUGAGAUCUACCCAGAUGAGAAAUAAUGAGAAUCCCAAAUGACUCACCACAAAUUCUCUGAGUCAUCUUUAUAUGUGUGCGUAUGUGUGUCUUUAUGUAGGUCUCUGUGUGUGUCAGUAUGUCGCUGUUUAUUGCUUUGCUGCUUUCCGUGUUUGGUAGAUCCAUGUUUCUCCAUCCCUCUCUCUCACACACACACACAUGCGAAUCCAUCUCCGGCAGCAAUGGUGUCCAUUAGCGUGCCAAACAGGAUGUUCCGAUGCACACGUCUUUGCCCUCGUGCCAGAUCCACUGUACGAGAGUGAGGGUGAAUGGCAGAGAGAGGUUGUUUUCUGCUGCAUUAGCGUUCCGCAGAUGCAAUUUGCAGAAGAGGGAGCGAUGCAUAUUUUAACCGUUGAUGAAAGUGCAAAUGAAUGUUCAUUUCAGAGCCACUUAGGAGACACAUUUUCCCACUCUGUUUUCACCCCAGCAUAUCAAAAUGCAGCAGAAAUGUAACCCAGGCAACUCGUUUACAUUUAACAUAGAUGCAAAUGCAGCUUUGGAUUGCGGUAUUAAGACGAUUCAGCGGAAGGCCUGUCACCUCUAGCCCUUAAAUGCAUGAAGGUUUUCUCCAACUGUUUGUCCAUAUCUCGGGCCACUGUUGACUGGACACUUACAUCGAAUACAAAUCAGGCUUCAAACUGCCAAGACAGUGUAAAACUGUCCAAAAGGUAAAUCAGAUCUUGGAGCUCCUCUGUUGCUGCAACAGUUGUUUGCGUUCACUGUUAACACAAGGUUUGUGUGAGAAAUCGUGUAACCACCACACAACCUGCAUCAACUCAAGCCUGCUUUCCUGGUUUUUAUGCGAUGGGAAACAGAAGGAGAAGCCUGACGCCCAGGGUAAACUCAGGGUACGGAUAGCUCUGGGUAGCCAUACUGUGCCCAUUCAAACCAUACCUUGUCUAGUUUCCCAGACACAGAUUAAGCUUAAUCCUAGACUAAAAUGGGAUUUCAAAGGUAAAUGAUCCUUGACAUUACAAUUUAGUCCUAGAUUAGUCUUAAUCCAUGUCCUCAAAACUGGGCCUAUAUGUCUAAACAUGUGUAGACACCAACAUUUCUUCUGAAAGCAAAAGUAUUAAUAGAGAGUUUGUCCCCCUUUACUGGUGCAGCGACAGCCUCUACUCUUCUGCAAACGUUUUAUAGUCGACGUUGGAACAUUGCUGUGAGGAUUUCAUUACUUUCAGCGAAAAGAGCAUUAGUGAGGUCAAGUAUGCUGUUACUUUUGAAAAUAUAGUGUAUCUCUGGCUUUUUGUUACUGAUUAAAAUGAAAAGUUUGAGGAGCUAAGAGCACCCGGUGAGGAGGGGGAAAUGAGGUCAUGCAUUUAAGGCCUAGAUAAGCAGUUUGACUUAAAAGACCAUGCUUAAUAACAUCAUUACUCCUUUUUGUACUAUAUGCUGUAGUAUGUACUGUAUGUAGGCAAAUGGAAAUGUGAAAAGGAAAAGGCUACAUUCACUGCUGUGCACAUAAUGGAUAAGCUCUGCUAAUACUGACAAAUGGGCUAUAGGCUAUUGGCUCAUAUUAGCUUUCUGUGCCCGCUGUUUACAUAGAAGACAAAAGUAUUGUGUUUUUUCAGCACGCCAUUUUAAAGUGAUGUCACUUCAAGCAGGAAAAUAGCCAAGGCAUUGUGUGACAAAAUGUUCUCUUCGGUUGAAUGUGCUCAUUAAAGAUUUAUUUACAGAGAACACCCUUA
Molecule: messenger RNA, 6436 nt
Organism: Pygocentrus nattereri (red-bellied piranha)
Lineage: Eukaryota; Metazoa; Chordata; Actinopteri; Characiformes; Serrasalmidae
Product: probable G-protein coupled receptor 149
Exons: 4
Coding region: 214-2466 (750 amino acids)
Source: RefSeq, a predicted model, not a curated record